UAUCCUUAAACUUCGUCGCCGGUUGAGUUUCCAAGAAAGGACAUUGUUUAAACUUUUAAAUUGGUUUUCUUCAAUUUUUAAGCAUUUAACUACCAAAAUGGACGACGAAACGGAGGUUAUAAGAAUCGAGGCUCUUUGUAAAUCCCUAUAUGAAUCCCAGGACGCUAAUGAAAGGCAAGGAGCUGAGAAAGCCUUGGUUUCAUUUCAGAACAGUUCAGAGAGUCUAGGAAAAUGUCAGAUGCUGUUAGAUCGGGGAAACUCCCCAUACGCUCAACUCCUCGCUACAACAACAAUCACUAAACUGGUUUCAAGAUCUACACAGAUCCUGACAAUGCAGCAAAGAGUUGAUAUAAGAAACUAUGUUCUCCAUUACCUUUGGUCUCAGCUUAAACUUCCACCCUUUGUUGUACAGGGUCUUGUUACACUGUACAGCAGAAUAACUAAGUUGGGAUGGUUUGACUCGGACAAAGAUGAGUUUGUCUUCAGAAAUGUUAUGAGUGAUGUCAACAAGUUUUUAAGCGGAUCUGCUGAACAGUGUAUGGUUGGUAUUCAGCUUCUCUCCCAGCUGACAUGUGAAAUGAAUCAGAUUAGUGAGGCGGAUGCUAGCAGAAGUCUAACAAAACACAGGAAAAUUGCAUCUUCCUUCCGAGACAGUCAGCUGUUUGAGUUCUUCCAAAUGUCCAGUAGUCUACUCAGAACUGCUCUGGAAAACAAGAAGAAUCUAGAUUUCACGGAUUCCGCCCAGCACGGUCUUCUCACACAACUUCUCAGAUUGGCACACAACUGUUUAACCUUUGAUUUCAUCGGAACAUCUACAGAUGAGUCUUCAGACGACCUGUGCACUGUUCAAAUACCAACAACAUGGCGUCCUGCUUUCCUAGAAUACUCUACACUGCAGCUUUUCUUUGAUCUGUACUUCUCUCUCCCUUCAUCCCUAUCCCCGCAUGCACUAGCUUGCCUAGUCCAGAUAGCUAGUGUCAGGAGAUCAUUGUUUAAUAAUGCUGAGCGUGGAAAGUUUCUAAACCAGCUGGUGGCAGGGGUACGAAAAAUCCUGCUUAACCCUCAGGAGUUAUCUGACACAAACAAUUAUCACGAAUUCUGCCGUUUGCUUGCUCGUCUCAAAUCCAACUAUCAGCUAGGAGAACUAGUUACUGUAGAUAAUUAUCCGGAGUGUAUUCAGCUGAUGGCCAAGUUUACUGUUGAGAGUUUACAGAUGUGGCAGUUUGCUCCCAACUCAAUCCACUACCUUCUCUCACUCUGGCAGAGGAUGGUGGCCAGUGUACCCUACGUUAAGGCUACUGAACCCCAUCUACUGGAAACCUAUACUCCUGAAGUGACCCAGGCAUACAUCACCAGCAGACUAGAGAGUGUGGCUGUCGUUGUCAGGUGUACAAUAUUUAUGAAAAAAUGUCAUUGUAAUAAUUUUGGUGUUGUUGUAGCUCGAUGUGAGUACAGUAAAUCCUGUCAACUUCUAGUUCAACUCUUUGAUACAGAUGCACGGGCUUAUCAGGAAAUGUGCAGUAAUCACACAUCUAAAAUUGAUCUGGCGAUAGCUGAAGGACGGCUAACCUGGCUUGUUUACAUUAUAGGAAGUGCAGUAGGAGGACGUGUAAGUUUUAACAGCAUAGAUGAUCAUGAUGCUAUGGAUGGAGAACUGGUUUGCCGCGUACUACAAUUGAUGCAAUUAACGGAUAGUCGUCUUAGUGAGGGUGGGUGUGAAAAAUUAGAGUUGGCCCUCCUCUCCUUCUUCGAGCAGUUCAGAAAAAUAUACAUUGGAGAUCAGAUUCAGAAGACAAGUAAGGUGUAUAGAAGAUUAUCUGAGAUUCUUGGUUUGAAUGAUGAGACAAUGGUUCUCAGUGUAAUCAUCAGAAAAGUGAUCACUAACCUGAAAUACCUUGGAUCCUGUGAGCUUAUAAUCAACAAGACUCUUCAGCUGUUGUCUGAUUUAUCUGUAGGAUAUGGAACAGUCAGGAAACUGGUUAAACUGGAAGAGGUUGGUUUCCUAUUAGCUAACCAUACAGCUGAACACUACCCGUUCCUAGGGGCAAAUGUGUCUGUUACUGAAAUGCGUUGCAGGUCUAUGUUCUACACUUCUCUGGGUAGAUUAUUGAUGGUAGAGCUAGGCGAAGAUGAGGAAAAGUUUGAAGCUUUUAUGAUUCCUCUUACUACAGCGUUCGAAUCACUUGGUCAGUUGUUGUUGAGUGGAAACUGUACUGAGGAAGUACGGAAGACGGUGAUAGGACUAUCAAGAGAUCUCAGAGGAAUUGCAUUUGCAUUCAAUACUAAGACAAGUUAUAUGAUGCUGUUUGAUUGGAUUUAUCCAGCCUAUACUCCUAUACUACAGAGGGCUGUAGAUAUAUGGUAUCAGGACCCACAGGUGACAACUCCCAUUCUAAAACUGUUUGCUGAGUUAGUACAGAACAGAAGUCAGAGACUUCAGUUCGAUGUAUCCUCACCCAAUGGAAUUCUACUGUUUAGAGAGGCCAGCAAGAUCAUUUGUACAUACGGUAACCGUAUCCUGGACGUUAUUGUGCCCAAGGAUCAAAUGUAUCCUCUUAAACUUAAGGGUAUUUCAAUCUGUUUCAAUAUGCUGAAGAUGGCGCUGUGUGGAUCUUACGUGAACUUUGGCGUCUUUAGAUUGUACCGAGAUGAUGCUCUGGAUAAUGCUCUUAAUACAUUUGUAAAACUACUUCUAUCCAUACCUCAGACUGAUCUGUUGGACUAUCCAAAGCUUUCUCAGACUUACUACGUACUCCUGGACACACUAGCACAGGAUCAUAUGGCAUUCCUGGCUACCCUGGAACCUACGGUGUUCCUGUAUAUUCUGGCGAGUAUAUCUGAGGGUCUACAGGCUCUAGGUGGGAAUAUUAGUUUCUUGGCAGGCAAGCUAGAACAGCUAGUCUUUAGUUCGCAUUCAGUUAGUUUUCUUUGUUUUUUUUGCUUGCCUGUGAGUUGGGAGAGUUGUAAUGUUGGGUAAAAAGUCUUUCAUCAAUUU
Molecule: messenger RNA, 2995 nt
Organism: Eurytemora carolleeae
Lineage: Eukaryota; Metazoa; Arthropoda; Copepoda; Calanoida; Temoridae
Gene: Ranbp16
Product: exportin-7
Exons: 32
Coding region: 98-2977 (959 amino acids)
Biological process (GO): protein export from nucleus
Cellular component (GO): cytoplasm; nuclear pore
Molecular function (GO): nuclear export signal receptor activity; small GTPase binding
Source: RefSeq, a predicted model, not a curated record